AUGGUCAAAUGGCUUCUACUACUUAGCUCUAUCCAUCUAACAUCUUCACUACUUAUUGAGAAAGCAGAGCAGAAAACUAAUGCCGAUACUCUUGUUUUUUUCCAAACGGUCUGGAGACAUGGUGAUCGUACACCUGCUGUUUCUUUGCCAUUUGAUAACAUCGAUGGAUGGAAGGAAGGCUUGGGUGAAAUGACAAAGAUUGGAUUGAUUCAACAGUACCAUCUCGGCAAAUGGAUGAGAAUGAGAUAUGCUGAAUGGCUUCCAGAGAAGUAUCAUCGCGACGAGGUCUACGUCAGAAGCUCUGAUUAUAACAGAACGAUCAUGUCAGCGUUAGCCAAUAUGGCAGGUUUCUAUCCUGCCGCUGACGAUGCUAUGAUUGAGCCCACUGUUCGUUGGCAGCCCAUUCCAAUUCAUUCAAAACCACAGAAUAUUGAUAAGGAGCUUAAUGAAGUCAUGUUGUGUCCUGUGGCAGAUCAGGCGACCAGAGACAUCUCUAAGAUGAAGGAAAUGAAAGAUCUUGAAGAGAAAUACAAAGAUCUUCUUCAUUAUCUACGUGAGCAUAUGAAUGGAACUGCCCUUCCAGUCGAAGACGUUUGGAAGGUCUAUGAUGUACUGACGUGUCAGCUUCAACAUAACGAUACUAAUCCUUGGCCUAACUGGGUUAAUCAAACCAUAUAUAACCAAGUAGUAGAGUUGUAUAACAAACAAUCACGUUAUACAUUCUCGACUGAUGUCCUGCGUCGACUUCGAGGAGGACCACUUUUGAAAGAAAUACUUGACAGAUUCGUGGAGAAGACUGAUGGUGUCUUCGGAAAGAAUAUGCGGUUGUAUGCCUAUUCAGCACAUGAUACUUCAAUAUAUGCAGUAUUAUCUGCCUUGAAUAUCUUCCCAGAAACAUUCCCCCUGUAUGCAACCGUUCUGCUAUUUGAAUUACACAAAGUAUCUGAUAAGUAUAUUCUAGAGAUUUAUCAUAAAAAUCAAACCGGAAUCGAUGAUGUUUACAAAUAUAGCAUUGAUGGUUGCGAGAAUGGUUGUUCACCUCAAGACUUUCAACGCAUAUAUCAGAGUGUGUUACCUCAAAACUGGGAAAUAGAAUGUGGGUUGGGAGAUCCAAAAAGGUCGGAAGCUAUGUACAUAGGAACAAUAUGUUUUCUGGCCUUCACAACAGUUCUAUUUGGUAGUGGUCUCAUCCUUGAUUACAUCCUCAAGAAGAGACGUAUGAUCGAUCGAGAUUUACGUGAAAGACUAAUGAAUGAGGAAGACUGA
Messenger RNA from Auanema sp. JU1783, 1266 nucleotides. The record is from the annotation of a GenBank genome assembly. Lineage: Eukaryota; Metazoa; Nematoda; Chromadorea; Rhabditida; Rhabditidae.